AUGGAUAAGUUUGAUAUGCCUUUGGUUGAUACAGUGACAGAAUUAACAAUCCUAAAUCACAACUUCAAAGAAAGCGUUAAAAAUAUUGUAAGCCCACUUAGUGAUGAGGAAAUUGCACAAAUUUUAACUACCGAUCCAUUCUUUUUCUUGUAUCAAUUCUCAACAAAAACAAAUAUUGAUCCAAUGUACAUAACGGGAAUGGAUUUCAUUGAGUUCUUCCAAACUAUUGAGUCUGAGUUCAAUGAUAUUUUCAGCUUAGCAAACACUUGUGCCAAUAGGUCAGACAAAGUCAGAGGAUUGAUGAUGUUUGCCCAAUUAGCGCAACUUGCCGGAGGCAAUACGCCACCACAGACCCUGGACGACUUUGUGGUGUUAGCAACAGAGGCAAAAAGUUUGUUGUAA
This is a messenger RNA of Naegleria gruberi, 402 nucleotides long. RefSeq lists its product as uncharacterized. The record is from RefSeq and is a predicted model, not a curated record. The coding region runs from base 1 to 402 and encodes 133 amino acids. The transcript has a single exon. NCBI's taxonomy places the organism in Eukaryota, Heterolobosea, Eutetramitea, Acrasida, Naegleriidae.